This is a messenger RNA of Amphiprion ocellaris (clown anemonefish), 2176 nucleotides long. RefSeq names its product potassium channel subfamily K member 13. Gene Ontology annotation, biological process: stabilization of membrane potential; potassium ion transmembrane transport. The record is from RefSeq and is a predicted model, not a curated record. Lineage: Eukaryota; Metazoa; Chordata; Actinopteri; Pomacentridae. The coding region runs from base 460 to 1740 and encodes 426 amino acids. Gene Ontology annotation, molecular function: potassium ion leak channel activity. Gene Ontology annotation, cellular component: membrane. The transcript has 3 exons.
UGAUGCUGAGUGGCUUGAGCUGGAAGUUCAACCGCGCGUACGUGGUCAGCCUGUGGUGCGUAAAACGCGCGCUCCGGGGUGGAGACUUCUUUGGAGAGGCAGCACUUGAGAGCACAGCAGCACGACUCCCUGCAUCCACAGGUUGUCUCGCGUUUCUCUCCUCCUCUCUGAGCAUCUUGGCAACCCAGACCAGCGCAGAGUGCUGCCAGUGGACAUGAACAGAGAAGUCGUGAGGUAACGCGUUUGGCUGAACCACUCGGACGCAGAAGCUCAGGAGCAAAAUGCCAAAUCCGCGGCGCUGGAUGACUUGAUUUUAACCUUCCUUGACAGGAAGUUCCCAAUUUUUUUUGGUCAUAAACUAUCAUGUAAGCGUUUCUUCAGAGGACAGUGAGUUCUGUUCGACAGCACAAUGCCCCAGGAACCUCGUCGCAGCUGCACCCCGGUGACAACAGCAACAUAAUGGCAUGUAGGAGCGGCUGCUGCUGCGGCUCCGGUCCUAUAAACGAGGAUAACGCGCGGUUCCUGCUGCUAGCGUUGUUCAUCGUCGUCUAUCUCCUGUGCGGGGCCGCCGUCUUCUCGGCGCUGGAGCAGCCGAAGGAGCGAGAGGCGAAGGAGCGCUGGGCGCAGAGGUUCGAGCAUUUCAGCCAGAAGUACAACCUGAGUAAGAAAGACCUGAACAACUUCCUGAGGAACUACGAGGAGGCGAACGUGGCGGGGAUCCGUGUGGACACAAUCAGACCUCGGUGGGACUUCACCGGCGCGUUGUACUUCGUGGGAACUGUGGUGUCAACCAUUGGGUUUGGGAUGACCACCCCGGCCACCAUCGGAGGGAAGGUCUUCCUCAUGUUUUACGGCCUGCUCGGCUGUGCAGCCACCAUCCUCUUCUUCAACCUCUUCCUGGAGCGUGUCAUCACCGUCAUCGCCUUCGUUCUCAAGUCCUGCCACGAACAACGCCGCAACAAGGUCGUGCUACCGCAGAAUGGACGUCGGGUCUCUGACGGAAACAGAGCAGGUGGAACUGGGGGAGCUGGAAGAGGCAAAGGGGAGGAUCUCGCCGGUUGGAAACCCUCCGUCUACUGUGUCAUGCUAAUUCUAGGUGCAGCGGCCAUCUUGGUGUCCUGCUGCGCCUCGCUGAUGUACUCGGCAGCCGAGGGGUGGGGUUACCUGGACUCGCUUUACUUCUGCUUUGUGGCCUUCAGCACCAUUGGAUUUGGAGAUAUGGUGAGCAGCCAGAGAGUUGUUUACGAGGGCCACGCCACAACAGCGUACUGGCUGGGCAACUUCUUCUUCAUCCUGACCGGCGUCUGCUGCAUCUACUCGCUCUUCAACGUCAUCUCCAUCGUCAUCAAGCAGGUCCUCAACUGGCUGCUGAGGAGGCUGGAGGCCCCCUGCCGCUGCUGCUUCCCCAGGAGGGGCCACCACCCGCACAGGCACCCCAGGCGGAACGUGGUCGCCCCGGGUCACCUCCGUGCACGCAGGGAUCCGUCCAUCGAGACCGACGGCAUCAACGAGAGCGAGACCGACACGGGGCGCAGGAUGUCUGGGGAGAUGAUCUCCAUGAGGGACUUCUUAGCAGCCAACAAGGUGAACUUGGCCAUUAUGCAGAAGCAGCUGUCGGAGAUGGCCAUCGGGCACCCGCGCCAGUCCAGCUCCAGUUCGCGUCAGAACGGCUUCUCAGGAGGCGUGGGCGCCCUGGGCAUCAUGAACAACCGCCUUGCAGAGACUAGCGUGGACAGAUAGAGGCGGCCGUGGGAAGCUCUUUUGACGGAUACAAAAGGCGCGAGAACAAACUGACACUGGAGGACUAAAAGAGGAGAUUCAGAGAAUGAAGGCUGACCCCCAGCAGCUACAAGUGAAACCAUCGCAGCCCACUUUCCUGUCAAGAACACGGCCAUGUGAAUGAUGCAUGAUAGUUUACCGGAGUCUCACAUCUGGACCACACUGCUGGAAUUUUCUCCCGUGAGGAAUCCAGUUUCCAUGGUGAUAAAAAAAGCCUGCCUUCAGCCCCUCUGCAUCCAAGCCUGAUGAUACACCACACGCUACUUCACAGCAAACCGCAACUUCGGCUCCUCUGCAGUACUUUACCAUACUCACUAUGAAUCUACGCAACUCUGUCUGUCACUGUAAAGGAUAUUUAUGAGGGAAAAAUAGCUUUAAUAAAGUGGUUGUUUCUUGG